This is a messenger RNA of Camellia sinensis, 498 nucleotides long. NCBI's taxonomy places the organism in Eukaryota, Viridiplantae, Streptophyta, Magnoliopsida, Ericales, Theaceae. The record is from RefSeq and is a predicted model, not a curated record.
AUGCUAAAUGCAUCAAACAUUGACACCUUUCUCAUAGCCAUUGACAUAGUUCACAGAUGUUUCUUUCACUUUUGUGAAGAGAUCAAUGCCUUUAGUUUUUUGGAAUUAGAUUCAUAUUAUCGUUUUACUGUAGAGGCUGAUGGGCCUACAAAGGAUAUGACAUUAAUCACAAAUUAUACUGGUGAUAUGGAUUACAUUACAAAUCGGGAACAAGAUGAUUGUAAUAGCAUGAUGACCCUUCUUCUAGCAAAGGACCCAUCUAACAACCUUCUUAUCUGUCUUGAUAAACGUGGAAACAUUGCUCGCUUUAUUAAUGGCAUUAACAAUCAUACUCCGGAGGGUAAGAAGAAGCAGAAUCUUAAGUUUGCGAGGUAUAGUGUAAAUGGUGAAUGUCAGGUCAUUUUGGUUGCUACUUGUGAUAUUGCCAAGGGGGAGAGGCUAUAUUAUUAUGACUAUAAUGGAUAUGAGCAUGAAUACCCAACCCAUCAUUUUGUCUAA